This is a messenger RNA of Drosophila takahashii, 4010 nucleotides long. RefSeq lists its product as uncharacterized. Gene Ontology annotation, molecular function: cell adhesion molecule binding. The record is from RefSeq and is a predicted model, not a curated record. Lineage: Eukaryota; Metazoa; Arthropoda; Insecta; Diptera; Drosophilidae. Gene Ontology annotation, cellular component: plasma membrane; cell-cell junction. Gene Ontology annotation, biological process: cell-cell adhesion.
AAAAGAGAAACAGGAAUAGCAACAUCAGAGGAAACAGGAAUAACAAGCGAAAUGGCAAAAAGUGCAGUUAAGCGUGGAAAUUGCAUUAAAAAUUGAGCAAAAAAUUGCGAAAACAAAAAGUGGCGAAAAGACAAAAAACGGAACAAACAAAGACGCCAAACGAAACGCUGGAGUUAACGAGCGCUAAAAGGCAAAAAAUACAACAACAAUAAUAGAAAAGAAAAUCAAGCGAAAGCCGCCAAACAGACAGACAGUCGGACAAACAGACAAACAGACAGAAAAAAGAGUAAAGUUUUGAUUGAAAUUUUCACUGCGCUUUCAUCCUUUCUGGAUUGUGUAAAUUUCUGAUUAAGGAACCAGACACCAUCAACAAAAGACGCGGCGCGAAACGUAAAAUAAUAUCGCACCCGAAAAAAAAAAAUUCCGCACAACUCAAUUCAAUCUAUCGAAACUUGGAACCAAAUAUCAAAUAUCGGCCAACUUUUCCGUAAUCGAGCAACAAAGCACUUUGCAGUUCGUGUUUCGUUUCUGUCAUGACAGUUCGGGCCUACAUUUUGCUAUAUUUUUUAUUGUUUAUGCACAGCAAGAUCGCCGUUUGCGGUUGCCGUCGUUGCCCUGGCCAUAAACAUCAUAACAUCUGACUGAUACACAAAAUUGAGCCGUGAACACUGAAAUUCGAGUGCGAGUGCGAGUGAGUCGUGCAGCAAAAGUCAAAGUCAGCAGGCAGCAGUUGGUAUCGGAACCCCACCUAACGUCCACACAAAACACCCCGAGAACUCGGGUCGUUGACAAAGUAACGCAUUUAGUGAUAAGAGCCAAACGACUUUGGCAAAAUGAGCAGCCAAAACAGGAGCAGCAGGAGCGAAAGGAGCCAACUAUUGCUCCUUAUCGGCAUCGCAGUCGCAUCAUGUUUGCCGGGAAUCGAGUCCUUCCAGCGAUUCUCGGAGCAGCCCAAGUACACGGAGGUGAAUCCCGCCGAGGACACGCUGCUCACAUGCAAAGUUAUCGACAAGCGCGGCACGUGCUCCUGGCAAAAGGAUAACAAGCCCGUCGGCAUCUAUACAAAGAAAUACGAAUGGGCCUCACGUAUGCCGACGAGCGACAAUGGGAAUGUCCUGCAUCUGGACCUCCAUCCGCCGCCGGUGCAACUUGGCGGGGACUGCUCGCUGUGGAUCCGCUCCGCCACGCUGGACUUCGACGACGGACUGUGGGAGUGCCAAGUGACGGCCAGUGACUUCACCACCCAGGAUGCCCUCACCAGCCAGCCGGUGCGCCUGGUCGUACGUGUGGCGCCGCAGCGGCCGAGGCUCGAAUACGAUGCGGUCCACGUGCCGCCAGGACACAACAUCACCGCAGACGCCGGCGCUCUGGCGACGGUCAAGUGCGUCUCGCAUUACGGCAAUCCGCCGGCCACCCUCAAAUGGUUUUUGGGCGACCAGGAGAUCUCGCCCAUCCACCCGCAAAUGAAUGCCACCGAGCCGGAUAAUCCACGCACCUGGUCGGCCACCUCGGUGGUGCAGGUGUCGGCGAUGCGGGAACGCCACGGAGAUAUCCUGCGGUGUGCCGCCUUCCACGAGUCCUACACGGCCAAAUCGGUGGUGGUGGAGGCCCGUCUGGACGUGAAAUACGCGCCGAGCAUCCGUCUAAUUGGCUCGCCGGAAAUCGACUUGGAGGAGGACAAGGAUGCGCUGGUCCUGCGCUGCGUGGCCGAUGCCAAUCCGCCGGCCAGCAUCGUCUGGCGGCGGGCCGGUCGCUCCGAGAUAGCCAGCUUGCAGGAAACUCUGCAAUUGCGUCCCGUCGGACGCCGCGAUGCCGGAUUGUACACCUGCCAGGCACAGAAUUCGGUGGGCACCUCCGAGCAGCUGUCGGUGCAGUUGGAUGUGAAAUAUCCUCCCAAAAUUAUUUCAGCUGGCCCGGAUCGCCUCACCACCGCCCCGCUUUUUAGUCCUGCCGCCUUCGAGUGCUUGGCUGAUGGUAAUCCCCUGCCAUCCUUCAAAUGGGUACAGAGAAUGGCCCAUGGAUCCAAGUACGUGGAGCGGGGCCACGAGUCCAGAUUGGUCAUCGACAACGUCACCUACGAGUACCAGGGAGAGUACGAGUGCCGGGCGACCAGCUACAUCAAUGGCCAGGAGCGGGUGGCCAUAUCCGAUCCGGUGUCGCUGCAAGUUGUGGGUGCCCCGCAGGUGCUGCGCCUGCACCCCUCCCUGCACACCGUAUCCGUGAAGCGCGGCGAGGCAGCCAGCCUGACAAUGGUCGUCUGUGCGGAUCCGCGGCCACAGCGCGUCGCCUGGGAAUGGGGAUCUCUGCGUCUGGAGGCCGGCUCGGGCAUCGAUCGCUUCCGGGCCGACGACAUGCAGCCGGACACUCGGGAGGACUGCUACCUGUCCACCCUGCACAUCCUCCACGCGGACGAGCACGACUCCAGGCCCUACUACUUGGUGGUGGAGAACGAGCGGGGCACCGAUCGUCAUGCCAUACACCUGAUUGUGGAGGGUACGUUUGCAGAACCCUACGAGAUGAGCUAUCUGAUGGGCGUGGCCGGGGGCUGCAUGGCCGCUAUCCUCCUGCUGGUUUGCCUCUGUAUCUAUGCGAUCAAGAGCAAGAGAUGCUGCUUCAAGGGUUCCACGGGCUAUAAAUCAUCGGAUAAAGACAGCGAAAAAGCUGAUUUGAAAUCACGCUCGGAUAGCACGAGUGGCCCUCAAGGUGAUUCGAUUUACACCACGCCCGCGGGCUUCCAUCAUCACCAGCAGCAGCAGCAACAGCAGCAGCAGCAACAACAGCAACAGCAGCAACACGCAGCAGCAGCAGCGGCAGCGGCUCUACACGCCGCAUCGCAACAUCCGCAGCAACAGUACCCGGGACACGGAUCGCCGGAGGCAAUGAAGAGCGUUCCGGUCCUUCGAACAUUUGGCGGUCAUCACAUCGCGUAGCGCGAACGGGAACGGGAAGUGGGCGGGGCCAGCUCGCCCUCGACCACGAUAGCCACGCCCACCGGCACGCCGCCCAUGCUGCCGCCACUGCCCAAUUCGUUUGUGGCCAUCAAGACGAAGUCCGACUGCAGCAGCAGCAACCACAGCAACAGCAACAACAGCAACAGCAACAACAGCCUGACCCUGCAGAGCGGCAACAAUAGCUUCAAGUCGAGCGGCCACCGAAAGUCCCCGCAGCCUCAGCCGCCACCGUUGCCCAUGAAAAACGGGGCCAAGCAGCAGCAGCAGCAGCAACAGGAGUCGCACUACCAGCAUCUGACCUACCAGCAACAUACCGGCAGCAACACACGCAACACACUCGAUCGCAAGCAACCGAACAACGGCGACUACUGCACCCAGAUCAAUCCGCACUAUCUGCAGACCUUCGACAGUCUGGACCACUACAGUGUGGCCACGAUGCAGCAACAGCCGCUGCGCAGCCAGUCCAAGUCGCAGAUCUACAGCUACGGCAGCAGCGGCACGGCCAGCGACAACAGCAACCACAACCAGCAACACGGGCAGCACCAGCACUACCACAGCAGCAGCAACAUUGCCCACAUCGAGCACCACUACCAUCCGCAGCACGGCAGCGAUCGCUACAGCCACCCGCAUGUGCAGCAGCAGCAGGUGCACCAGCAACACCAGCUGCAGCAGCAGCAACACCACAGCCUGAAGCACACCAAGCACGGCAAGGGGCACAAGGGCGGCAAGCACGGCUCGAAGGGCAGCAGCAGCAAGUCGCAGGACGAUUUCAAGGUCCUGCACAAGCAACAACAGCAGCAGCAACAGCAGCCGCAGCAAAAGUGCAGCGGCAACAGCAAGUCGGCCAAGCGCAAUGGCUGCAGCAAUCAAGUGUUGCCACUGCCACCGCAGCAACAGCAGCAGCACUACUCCAGCUCCAGUGAUAGCCUACCAUUUGAUAAUAACUAUUAUUAAACACCAGCACACUCAGGCACACACACGCACUAACACAGAGGCAUAAGGGUGUCCCAAAAAGUUGUCGGUAUAUUUAAUUUAAAGGUAUUUGGUAUAUACAGAAAC